UGUUAUUGUCACGUGCUACUACCACCGACCCAUUUCCCAGCAGCCCCUGCGCGCCUGACAGGAAGGACGUGUUUGUGGAGAGGACACAACAAGGUUAGCUGAGCAUCAUCUGUCAAAAGCCUUUUAAAAAUGUCUGAGACUAUCGGAGAGAAGAUCAAAAACUACCGGACCGCUCCCUUCGACGCCCGGUUCCCCAACACCAACCAGACCCGCAACUGUUUCCAGAACUAUCUGGACUUCCACAGGUGCAACAAGGCCCUGUCAGCCCGAGACCAGGAUGUGGCGCCCUGCGACUGGUACCAGAGGGUCUACAAGAGCCUCUGCCCCACCAGCUGGGUCGGCAAAUGGGACGAGCAGAUAGAGAACGGAAGCUUCCCAGGAAAGAUCUGAACCGGGCCGGCGCCAGUGUGGACGUUUUGUUACCUGAACCUUUACCUCUGUACCGUGCCUAAAGGUCAUCGUCACUCCCGGCAUCGUUACUGUUCAGAACUUAACCGCUCAAGUUACUUAAGUUUGAAACACGCACAACUUCUCCCACGUGAAGACCUGAAGCUGGUCUCCUGCUCUGUUGUCUCCUGUUUGGCGUUAAUGAUUCACUAAACACAGGGCAGAUUUAAUUAAAGACGUUCUUUACCAAC
Molecule: messenger RNA, 638 nt
Organism: Stegastes partitus (bicolor damselfish)
Lineage: Eukaryota; Metazoa; Chordata; Actinopteri; Pomacentridae
Gene: cox6b2
Product: cytochrome c oxidase subunit 6B2
Exons: 4
Coding region: 130-390 (86 amino acids)
Cellular component (GO): mitochondrion; respiratory chain complex IV
Source: RefSeq, a predicted model, not a curated record